Molecule: messenger RNA, 2278 nt
Organism: Poecilia latipinna (sailfin molly)
Lineage: Eukaryota; Metazoa; Chordata; Actinopteri; Cyprinodontiformes; Poeciliidae
Product: WD40 repeat-containing protein SMU1
Exons: 11
Coding region: 92-1714 (540 amino acids)
Biological process (GO): mRNA splicing, via spliceosome
Molecular function (GO): protein binding
Source: RefSeq, a predicted model, not a curated record
CCACAGUUCCUUCCAUAACUUCCGUAUCUCUUCUUCGUGUUUUUUCAUGCGGUAGGAGUGUGUUCUGGCUGCUUCAUCGAAAUAAAUAACCAUGUCUAUUGAAGUUGAAUCUGCAGACGUGGUGCGUCUGAUUAUGCAGUACUUAAAGGAAAAUAAUCUGCACCGAACCCUGGCCACGUUGCAGGAGGAGACAACAGUGUCUCUAAACACAGUGGACAGCAUAGAAAGCUUUGUGGCGGACAUCAACAGUGGUCACUGGGAUACCGUUCUCCAAGCCAUCCAGUCCCUCAAGCUACCAGAUAAAACCUUGAUAGAUCUUUAUGAACAGGUUGUCCUGGAGCUUAUUGAGCUGAGAGAGCUCGGUGCUGCUCGUUCACUCCUCAGACAGACCGAUCCCAUGAUCAUGCUGAAACAGACACAGCCAGAGAGAUACAUCCACCUGGAGAACCUGCUGGCUCGCUCCUACUUCGAUCCCAGAGAGGCUUACCCAGAUGGCAGCAGUAAAGAGAAGCGGCGCGCGGCCAUCGCUCAGGCCCUGGCAGGAGAGGUCAGCGUGGUGCCGCCCUCCCGUCUCAUGGCUCUGCUGGGACAGGUUAGUAACCUUAAAACCUUUAAACCUGCAUUAUAUACACAAGUUGCUGACAUUUCACAACUCUUAAAUUUCCUUCUUCAGUCUCUGAAGUGGCAGCAGCAUCAAGGUCUCCUGCCGCCUGGUAUGACCAUCGACUUGUUCAGAGGUAAAGCCGCUGUGAAAGACGUGGAGGAGGAGCGCUUCCCCACUCAGCUGAGCAGGCACAUAAAGUUUGGACAGAAAUCUCACGUGGAGUGUUCUAGAUUCUCCCCUGAUGGUCAGUACCUGGUCACUGGGUCUGUGGACGGAUUCAUUGAAGUAUGGAACUUCACCACUGGAAAAAUCAGGAAGGAUCUGAAAUAUCAGGCUCAAGAUAACUUCAUGAUGAUGGAUGAUGCUGUGCUGUGUAUGUGCUUCAGUCGAGACACCGAGAUGUUAGCAACUGGAGCCCAGGAUGGAAAGAUUAAGGUGUGGAAGAUUCAGAGUGGUCAGUGUCUGAGGAGAUUCGAGCGCGCCCACAGCAAAGGAGUAACUUGUGUGAGUUUCUGUAAAGACACCAGCCAGCUGCUCAGCGCCUCCUUCGAUCAGACCAUCAGAAUCCAUGGACUGAAAUCUGGUAAAUCACUGAAGGAGUUCCGUGGCCACGCCUCGUUUGUCAACGAAGCUACAUUUACCCCAGACGGCCAUCACAUCAUCAGUGCGUCCUCAGAUGGAACAGUCAAAGUGUGGAACGUGAAAACCACAGAGUGCAGCAGCACUUUUAAGCCUCUCGGUACGUCAGCUGGCACAGACAUCACCGUCAACAAUGUCCUCCUGCUGCCCAAGAACCCUGAGCAUUUCGUAGUGUGUAACCGCUCCAAUACAGUGGUCAUCAUGAACAUGCAGGGACAGAUUGUGAGGAGUUUCAGCUCUGGUAAAAGGGAAGGCGGUGACUUUGUGUGCUGCACACUGUCGCCCCGCGGCGAGUGGAUCUACUGCGUAGGUGAAGACUUUGUGCUCUACUGCUUCAGCACCGUCACAGGCAAACUGGAGAGAACACUGACGGUUCACGAGAAAGAUGUGAUUGGCAUCGCCCAUCACCCCCACCAGAACCUGAUCGCCACUUACAGCGAGGAUGGCCUGCUGAAACUCUGGAGACCCUGAAGCAUCCUCAGGAGAGGAGCCUGGACAUUCUCUCUUUUUUCCAUCCUUUUUGUUUGUUUUUUGUUGUUUUUUCACUUUGAAUCCUUCCCAGGAUCAAAUGGACUUUGAUGUACAGAAGAACCAUCAGUCUUUUACACUCAGAAUAAAUGGAAAGGUAGUUCAUUUAAAAAAAAGUGUACAGUUUUUUUCUUUUUUUUUUAAAGUUUUUGUAUCAUUAAAAUCUAGCAGCUUAUGGCAUUUUAAUGUAGCCUAUGGGACUAAAGUUCUCUAUUAGACAGAGAAAUGUUUUAGCUUCAGUUUUUUGUCACAGAUGUUUUUUAACAGCUGGGCAGGAACUCCUCAUUUUAAAAUAAAAUAAGGUUUUGAUCCCUUAAAUUUUUCCUUUUGUCCAAAACAGAACUCCAAAGAUGACAGUAAGAAGACUUGCUCAGUGCAGAGAAAUGUGAAUGUUUUCAUAUGAAUUUAGAAAAUUUCUGGCAAAUCACUUGAAAACUUGAAGAUCCACUGGAAGUAUAUGUAAUAUUUUUCUGUCUGUGCCAUUAAAGCCCUCUGAGCUGAACAGUG